AUGAGCCAGUUAUUGGACUGUUGCCACGAGAGCAUUUCUUCGUCAUCACUGUUCAUUUUGUUGAUCAGUGUCGUUGGUGCCUUAUCCCAAGCAUUGACAAACCCACCUGGUAAUUCUACAGAAAGUCCACACAUAAUGAAUCAUACCAAAGCUGUGGCAAACAUCGGAGUUAUCCUCCCUUUCAAUGACAGAUAUUCUUUCAGCAUGCGGAAGCUUGUUCCCACUAUUGGAUUAUCACAGAAGUAUCUAGAAGAACGUUCUAUCACCCAUGGAAUCAGUUUCAACUUCUACUACGGUGACUCAAAGUGCAGCGAUAAGGAUGGUCCACUCGCUGCGUUUGAUUUCUAUUACGACAAAAAUGUCAACUGCUUUAUCGGUCCAGUAUGCGACUUCAGUCUUUCUGCAGUGUCGUCGUACGCUUCACAUUGGUCGCUUCCAGUGCUAUCUCCCGGAGGUCUGAGCCACAAGUUUGGAGUGGAUAAACUCCAAGAUUACUCAACUCUUACUCGCGUGGGCGUCACUUUGGAAACAUUUGCUCUCAGUUUCGUGGGCAUCAUGAAACAGUUCAAGUGGACUAAGAUGAAAGUCCUAUACGAAGUGGACAAAGGGGAGAUCCAAUUUUGUUAUGCCCUGAAUAGUGCACUGAUUUACACGCAAAGUAAGACUGAUAUAAAGGGGAGCAACUUCAUGUUGAAAGACCCAACAGGGCUGGGGGAGAGCGAGGAGGCCCUGAAAAAGGUAGCAACGAAGCUAAGUGGUAAGUAG
This is a messenger RNA of Candidula unifasciata, 765 nucleotides long. NCBI's taxonomy places the organism in Eukaryota, Metazoa, Mollusca, Gastropoda, Stylommatophora, Geomitridae. The record is from the annotation of a GenBank genome assembly.